This is a messenger RNA of Daphnia pulex (common water flea), 2211 nucleotides long. RefSeq names its product cytochrome P450 4C1-like. NCBI's taxonomy places the organism in Eukaryota, Metazoa, Arthropoda, Branchiopoda, Diplostraca, Daphniidae. The record is from RefSeq and is a predicted model, not a curated record. Bases 204 to 1715 code for a protein of 503 amino acids. The transcript has 11 exons. Gene Ontology annotation, molecular function: monooxygenase activity; oxidoreductase activity, acting on paired donors, with incorporation or reduction of molecular oxygen; heme binding.
CCGAUUUCAGGUUAUACAGGUAGAAGAACAUCUUUUUCGAGGUGGACAUUCGCCUGACAGUUUCGGUGACCAUUUCAAGUUACGCGCUUUGUUUUUUGUCAACUGCCAAUAAUCUCCUUCUGUUUCUGUAAGAGGCCCACCAUUUUGGUGGACGUUGAAUCGACGCUCGAAUUGUUCCGAAUUUAACUAUUAUUGCGUUGGACAUGUUGAAUCUCCUGUUGUUCUUUUUCGUCGCUCUGAUUGUCUGGUAUUGGAGACGGGAACGCUCUUAUUUUUUCCAGCAAAUAGACAACAUUCCCGGGCCGCUGAAAUUGCCAUUUUUAGGCAACAUCUUGGCACUUCCUCGAGAUGGACCAGGACUCUUGCAGAUAUUUAAUGUGAAAUGGACGAGGGCUUACGGGCAUAUUUAUCGAUUUUGGCGAGGAAUGUUCCCCAUAGUGAACAUAUCAUCUCCUUCUGAUGUCGAGGCCAUUUUGGCUAGUCAGGUACACAUCAACAAAAGCGUUACUGGAGCUUUUCUUUUACCGUGGCUCGGCGAUGGCUUGUUAUUAUCAGGAGGGAAUAAAUGGCGAAAGGAUCGGAAGCUGCUGACUCCCGCGUUUCACUUUCAAAUUCUUGACGGCUUCUUUGACGUGUUUAAUCGCAACUCUCAGAUUUUUGUCGAGCAAAUCAGUAAGAGAAUACUGGACGAAAAUGAAGUUGAUAUUUAUCCCAUGACGUCACGUUGCACUCUGGACAUUAUUUGCGAGGCUGCCAUGGGAAUUCAGAUAAACGCUCAAGUGAAUUACGAUUCUGAAUACAUCAACGCUAUUGACAGAGUCGAAUCCAUGAUACAAGGAAGAGUCAAUUCUCUCCUGGGAUUGCUGCCGGACUGGAUUUACUUUCAGUUCACUCCUCACGGACGUGAAUUUCAAACGUAUUUGGAUAUCGUUCAUAGUUUCACUCGAAAGGUUGUGGUCGCCAGGAAGAAAAUAGUUGAUCAGCAAGAUGCCGAUGCCGAUAAAGUUGAUUGCGACUACUCGGGACCAAAGAAACGACGAGCCUUUCUAGAUUUGUUGCUGGAAUCAGCCCGGAACGGAGAGUCUGAUAUGAGCGAAGCUGACAUCAUAAAUCAAGUUGACACUUUCAUGUUUGAGGGCCACGAUACCACGUCGGCAGCUGUCACUUGGUUUCUGUAUUGCAUGGCUACACAUCCGGCUGAACAAGAUCGGGUUUACGAAGAGCUGUACGAGUGUUUUGGUGAUUCGGACAGGCCAUGCAGUCUAGAAGACCUGUCAAAAUUAAAGUACUUGGAGUGUUGCAUCAAGGAAUCGCUGCGCCGGCAUCCGCCCGUCCCGCUGAUUCGACGCAGAGUUAAUGAGGAUGUCCGCUUAAGUGGCUACAAUGUCCCGGCCGAUACAUCCUUGGGAAUUCAAAUCUAUGCUCUACAUCGCAACGAAGAAUUCUUUCCUGAUCCGGAAGCUUUCAAACCGGAGCGGUUCCAGCCUGAUCAAGUCAUCGGUCGGAAUCCUUUCGCCUAUGUUCCGUUCAGCGCAGGGCCGAGAAACUGCAUCGGGCAAAAAUUCGCCAUGUACGAAGACAAGGUGAUCGUGUCGACUCUACUCCGCCAAUUUCGUUUUGGAAUAGACGUGCACCGGCUGCCCAUCAAAGAGUCACUAAAUAUGAUUCUUAAACCGGAAGGAGGGAUGCCUUUACUCAUCGCUCCUCGACGUUAAACUUGGCCAAUCUAUAUCAAGCUCAUGUAGUGUUUUGUAUUAUUUUCAGCUAGCAUUAAAAGUGCCAAGAUAAACUUGAAUCUAAAUUCAGGUAUAUGACCAUUCUGAAUAUGACCAUUCCAUAUGUUAAUUGUUGGCUUGAAAUGAGAAUACAUUAUUAGUGCUUCAUAGUUCUCUUUGAUUUAUACCAUUACUUUAUCACCAGACUCGUUUGAAUUGAAAACAAAAUUUCGUGAACCCCUACGCAUGUUCGAUUAAACAACAAAUUUGAAACUUUAUGUUUAUUUUGCAAAUUCCCUUUUCCCGUUUAAUUAAAUUUGACAAAAAACAAUGGCUUAAACUUGGCUGUGAAAAACAAAAGGCUAAUACACUUCGUGUGCUAUGCAUGAAUAUUUUCAAAUAUUGAAAUAUAUGAAAAAUGUAGUUUUCUUAGUUUGAACCCGAAGCACUGUUCGAUAGAUUCCUCUUCAACUCGACAAUUUUCAUCGCUUGAUCA